This is a messenger RNA of Fusarium sp. VM40, 813 nucleotides long. NCBI's taxonomy places the organism in Eukaryota, Fungi, Ascomycota, Sordariomycetes, Hypocreales, Nectriaceae. The record is from the annotation of a GenBank genome assembly.
AUGUCUUCACCAUAUAAGCAUGUUCUCAUCAUUGGCGCCACUUCCGGAAUAGGGGCAGCACUGGCUGACAAGUUUAUCCUUGAGGGUGCCAAGGUCAUUGCCGUUGGCCGCCGUCAGGACCGGCUAGAUGCCUUUGUCCAAAAACACGGCGCAGACAAAGCAAGCGCUGUCAAAUACGAUGUUACUGAUAGAGCUGGCCUCGAUUCCUUCGUAGACAACCUGACUGGAUCUUUAUCCUCAAGGGUCACCAACACAUACCCCGAUCUAGACUGCGUCUUCCUCAACUCGGGUUUUCAAAGCCAGGUCCGCUUGUCAAGGCCCGAGGAAGUUGACCUACAUGCAUUCCACCAAGAGAUGGAAACCAACUUCAACCGGCUGGUUGAUCUCUCAAUUAAGCUACUUCCACACCUUAAGAAGAAGCCAUUCCCAACCGCACUGAUCUUUACGGGAACUUUGCUCGCCCAGGUCCCUGCCGUGACCAUGCCGGCCUAUUCUGCAUCGAAAGCCGCGUUGACAGCGUAUGUCACGUGUCUGCGCCGCCAGAAUGUAGGAUCCAGUACCAAGAUCAUUGAGCUGUGGCCUCCCGUUGUCCAGACCGAGCUUCACGAUUACAUGGGCCCCGAAAAUGGCCGGGCUAUGGGUAUGCCCGUGGCCGAGUUCGUAGAAAAGACAUGGCCGCAUGUGGUCUCGGGGGUGGAUCACAUCAUUGUCGGUGCUAUUGGACCGGAAGCAUCAUUCUUGAGCUCCAUCCAGCAGCGCCGAGAACAGUUUGAUAUGUUGUCUGGUCUCAUGUUGUCUCAUUUUGAGCUGUGA